Messenger RNA from Necator americanus (New World hookworm), 339 nucleotides. RefSeq lists its product as uncharacterized. Bases 1 to 339 code for a protein of 112 amino acids. NCBI's taxonomy places the organism in Eukaryota, Metazoa, Nematoda, Chromadorea, Rhabditida, Ancylostomatidae. The transcript has 2 exons. The record is from RefSeq and is a predicted model, not a curated record.
AUGUACGGCUCGGACACUUGGGAAGCACCACCAACGGUUAUGGAGAGGUUUGACUGCACGGAACGAAAGCUGCUUAGAUGGCUACUUGGCUACUUUUGGCCUAAGCGAUUUCUGAGGAGUUCGUCAGGUUCGAGCUGGAAGAUGCCACCUGGCCGAAAACGGAAGUUCUGGAAUGAGGUGGUGAAAGAGGACCUGACGACACUUGGCGUGGAUAGGCACUUCAGACGAGACGUAAGGUUUCGCAGAUUAUGGAAUAGCGACGAAUGGAUUGAUUCUGUGCAAGCUCUCGCAGAAGAUCGAGAAGUUUGGGCAGAGCUGUUCUCGAGGACGGCUCGGUGA